Messenger RNA from Spirometra erinaceieuropaei, 264 nucleotides. The record is from the annotation of a GenBank genome assembly. NCBI's taxonomy places the organism in Eukaryota, Metazoa, Platyhelminthes, Cestoda, Diphyllobothriidea, Diphyllobothriidae.
AUGCCAUGCCUGCCACCAACGCCCUCCUCCUCCUCCUCCUCCUCCUCCUCCUCCUCCUCCGGUCUUCUUGACUCGGUCAUGACAGUGGGCCCAGGUGGGGGAGGUGGAGAGAAUGUGCUAGAUGCUGUACUCGUCUACCAUCACUUUAAACUGAUUCACUUACACAAGUCACCAUCCCUGCCCCCCACGAUGGACAUCGUCGAAACCGACGGUCGAACCGUCAACUGGCCAUUGGAGGGGCGUGCCGUCACGGGCGAGCCGUAG